Molecule: messenger RNA, 4044 nt
Organism: Somion occarium
Lineage: Eukaryota; Fungi; Basidiomycota; Agaricomycetes; Polyporales; Cerrenaceae
Source: the annotation of a GenBank genome assembly
UCGGGGACGCGUUCUUUCAUCGACAACGACAGCAGCGAAGGAGAUGCUGCAAGGUGUGAGGGGAUGUCGAGGAGGAUGGAUACAGUCCACUCCAAGCCUCUCACGCAGUCUAUUCUUCACAUGCACCCGUACACCUCUUCGUCGUCUCCUCUCUGAUCAUCACAUCGAUAGAGCUAGUCUGCCCGCGUUUAUAAACCCCUCUCGACGUUCCCCGCACAGGCCUACCUCCUUUCCUCAUACGUUCACGCUAUCUCUAUCUCGUUCUUGUUCCUCACACAGUUUCCUAAGCAUGUCUACAGGCGCAACCGCAGAGACUACCAAGGACCCGAAUCAAUAUCGUCUUCCGACCGAUCUCAAACCGACUCAUUAUGAUCUCACCAUCCAUACUGACCUCGAGAAGCUCAAGUUUAAUGGUUUCAUCACGGCUCACUUGGAAGUGAAGAAAGCGACUAACUCCAUUACCUUCAACACUGCCGAUCUCACCCUUGGUUCUCUCUCUCUUACUUCUUCGUCUCUCAAUGAACCCUAUGUCCAACCUGCCAGUGCGCUCCAAAUCGACACCAAGGCUGAACGUGCUACACUUCAGCUACCGGCCACUUUACCUGAAGGGUCAACUGCGCAGUUGAAAGUCGGAUUUCAGGCUGAGCUUACUGGUGGUAUGAUGGGUUAUUAUAGGUCUGCUUUUGAGCAGGAUGGAAAGACCAAGUAUUACUCUUUGACUCAGUUCGAGCCUACGGCUGCGCGUCGCGCAUUCCCCUGCUGGGAUGAGCCUCUGCUCAAGGCGACCUUUGCCGUUACGCUUAUCUCGCGCGCAGAUACCUUCAAUUUGAGCAACAUGCCUGCAGAAUCUGAGGAGGCCUACGACCCAAGUGCUUCCUCGUCUGCAACGACUGAGCCUCUAUCUUGGCUUGCGGAGAAGUUGACUGGUUCAACAGAGAAUUGGAAGAUCACCAAGUUUGAGACUACCCCACCGAUGUCAACGUACAUUGUGGCCUUUGCGAAUGGACCUUUCACAUACCUUGAGAGCUCGUAUAAGAGUCCCCUCAGCGGCAAAGUCCGACCUCUUCGCAUCUACACUACUCCGGACGUCAUUCAUCAGGCACAGUUUGCUCUGGAUGUCAAGGAGAAAGUGUUGCCUCUGUACGAACAGGUCUUCGAUAUCGAGUAUCCGUUGCCCAAGCUCGACACUCUUGCAACCGAUUUCGAUGCUGGAGCUAUGGAGAACUGGGGUCUCAUCACAGGUCGUACUUCCGCUUUCCUCCUCGACCCUCAGAAAGUCGACAUCGGCGCGAAGAAGCAGAUCGCGUCUACGCAGAGUCACGAAGUUGCGCACAUGUGGUUCGGAAACAUCACGACGAUGGCUUGGUGGGAUUACUUGUACUUGAACGAGGGUUUCGCAAGUUUGAUGGGAGAGGUUAUCAUCCUGAACAAAGUCUUCCCCGAGUUCAAAGUGAACGCGACUUUCAUCUCUUCCCACUUGAACCGCGCAUUCUCUUUGGACGCCAAGCUCUCGUCGCAUCCUAUCGAGGUGGAAUGCCCUGAUGCUAACAUGAUUAACCAGAUCUUCGACUCGCUAUCUUAUGCGAAAGCCGCUUCAGUCCUCCGUAUGCUGUCCAACUACGUUGGCGAAGAAAAGUUCCUUAAGGGCGUAUCGAUCUACUUGAAGCAACACCUCUACGGCAGUAGCGUUACCGAAGACCUUUGGGAAGGUAUCAAGACCGCUACAGGCGUGGAUAUCCCCAAAGUCAUGGAUGCCUGGGUCAAGCAGAUGGGAUUCCCCGUUGUGACUGUUACGGAGACAAAGGACGGAAUUCACGUGAGGCAAGAUCGGUUCCUCGAGUCUGGGCCUGCUCUGCCUAAGGAUAACGAAACUAUUUGGACUAUCCCCUUGAGCUUGGUCACUGUGGGUGCAGACGGCAAACCUGUCGUCGACAACUCCAUCGUUCUGGACUCACGUGAGAAGACUAUUCCGCUUGAUACGAGCAAGCCUUUCAAGCUGAACGCGGGUACCGUCGGCGUCUUCCGGGUCUUGUACACUCCCGAACGUCUUGCGGCUAUCGCCAAGGAAGCUGCAAAAUCUAAAGGAUCGUUGUUCGGCUUCGAAGAUCGAAUCGGCUUGAUCAACGAUGCGCCUGCCCUUGCAAAGGCUGGUUUGACCGAAGUCAGCAGCGCAUUGACUUUGAUCGACAAUUUCCGCAAUGAGACCGAAUACUUGGUGUGGUCCAGUAUCGCUGACAGUAUCGAGGUGAUCGUCAACACCUGGUGGGAGCACCAGCACAUUGUCGAUCUCCUGAAUUCCUUCCGCAAUAAACUGUUCGUCCCUAUUAUCAAACGUCUUGGAUACGAGUACUCGGAGGACGAGGAUAUUGAUACGAAAGAGUUGCGUACCAAGGCUAUUGUCCAGGCUGCCAAUGCGGAGGAAAAGAGCGUUGUCGAAGAGCUUCGAAGCCGCUUCAAUCACUUCUUGAAGACAGGCGACGACUCUAGGAUUCCUCCAGACUUGCAACGCAUCACCUUCAAGAUCGGCGCACAAAACGGUGGUCAAGCCGAAUGGGAGAAGUUCGCCUCUAUCGUUAACAAGCCACCAACUCCUAGCGCCGCGAUCGCCGCGAUCCUGGCACUGACUUCGUUCAAGGAAGACAAGUACAUCGAGCAGACGUUCAACUUCAUCGACACCAAGUCUCGUGACCAGGAUCUCAUUUACUUCUUCUCUGGUUUGAGGCAAAACUUCAAGUACAGGAAGUACUUGUCCAUGAAGUUCAAGGAAUCAUACGACGCCUAUGUCAAGCGAACAGAAGGAAACUUUUCUCUGCAGUAUAUCGUGCAGUUCUCGCACGAUUCAUUGUCGACGUUUGAGGACUACAAGGAGACAGAGAAAUUCUUCGAGGGCAAGGACACGUCGAAGUACGACAUGACGCUCAAGCAGACUUUGGAUAGCAUUCGUUCAAAGGCGCUCUGGAUUGAGCGAUCGACAACCGAUCUCGUGAACUGGCUUGAGAAGAAGCAAAAGAGCACAUAGCCGCAUACUAACUAGCACAAAGAUCAAUUGUACUGUAGACGCAAAGAGGAUGCGAUGAUCUAAUUGCAGAUAUUCCGCACCGCAGGCAGUAUGGCAUAAGCUACAGCGACUCGGUACGUAUACAAACCCCUCGAUCAUAGGUCCAUUAAAUGAACCUCAAAGACUACGAAUCAUCCACGCGAAGAAUUGUUGUCCGGAUUAUUACAUGGUAGAAUCGUUUGAGGUGGGUCGCGAGUUCGAUUUCUUCCUUAUGAAUGACUGAGCCGUAUUAGUUUGUCUCAUCGUCCCCCAUGCCCGGUACAGUGGGCCGAGAGUACCUUUCUAGUUUAAUUUUAAACCCUGCUACUCACGGCACUGUGCUGCAAUCGACCACAAAAAGGAUUAGUGGCUCCGAAAUAGGUCAGUUCUAGGCACUUGUGUUUGUUGAUGAAGUCUUCAUGAACGUCGUGGUUCGCGCAAGGUUUUUUGGUGAAACGAUACCUAUACGUUAUAUUGAAGCACGGAUGGCACACGCCAGCACCCUGUACUGACUCUAGAAAAAGGUACAAUUGCAUCAUUGUAGAAAUGGAUGCCAUACGUUAUCCUUCUAUGGAGAAAGGGGCUUCAGAAAUAUGGCAUCUCGGACAACGAUCAGAACACAGUCAUAUGUGUACUGCGGUCCACUCCACAAAACGCGGUUUAGCAGCGUCAAUCCAAUUGCUAACUGGCGUAUGUCCUGAACAAAACUAGCAAGGAAUCGAAAGAAGAAAAUGAAAGGAAAAGUUGAAUGUGUGUUUCAUCACAGCGUUGCUUGAUACAUACCGAACAAGAGUGUAAACGCCAUCAAGCGACCGAGGCAUUAAUGGCGAGAGCACUAGUUCUGGGGGUAGGCGAGCAGUAUUGAAGAUCAAAAGAAAUAACAAUACAGCCAAAAAGGUGUAAUACGUUGAGCGCAUGACUAGGGAAUGAGCCCAAUGUUAUCACCGUCUGUAAGUUGUUCGCCGAGAGUCUUGUCGUUUCGUAAUAUACCGGGAUCUCCGUCCGUA